This is a messenger RNA of Monomorium pharaonis (pharaoh ant), 1461 nucleotides long. RefSeq lists its product as uncharacterized. The transcript has 2 exons. Bases 836 to 1441 code for a protein of 201 amino acids. The record is from RefSeq and is a predicted model, not a curated record. NCBI's taxonomy places the organism in Eukaryota, Metazoa, Arthropoda, Insecta, Hymenoptera, Formicidae.
AAUUCAUGUAUUUACCCCCUCUACAUUUAUGCCAAGUUUCAUUAAAAUCAGAAUUUUCGGGUUCGCGAGGUUCCCUUGUAAGAAGUCUUUACUGUGCGCACACUGAACACAUAUUGCACUGAAUUAUUACUCCGGAUUGACGACGGUUUCAAGUUGCACCCGGAUCUUAAACUUCGCAUCAAAUGCGGUAUUAUGCGCUUCCCAACCGCUUAUAUAUUUUUUAUAACUCUUCAUUUUCUUUGUCUUAAUAUCGGUGUUUGACCUCUGCAAGAUUUGAAUUAUUUGAAUGCGCGAUUCUGAAUAAUCUUAUCAAGUAAGUAUUAAAUGAUUUAUGUACGUGCCUAAAACAUAUUUUCUUACAGCAGCCGUACAUCGGCGCUUGACCUCUGCAAGAUUUGCAUUAUUUGAAUGUGUGAUUUUCGUAUGAUCUCAUCAGUAAAUAUCAAAUGUAUAUGCCUAAAACAUAUUUUAUUACAGCAGCCGUACAUCGGCGCUUGACCUCUCAAAGAUUCACAUUAUUUAAAUGUGUGAUUUUCGUAUGAUCUCAUCAGUAAGUAUCAAAUUACGUGCCUAAAACAUAUUUUGCCGCAGCAGCCGUACAUUGGCGCUUGACCUCUGAAACGUUGGUCAUCCUUGAAUGUGUGAAGUUUAAAAUAUGUGAUUGUCCCCUCUACCGAGAUGUGUGAAGGGCGUGCAAUAUAAGAAGAGUUCUGACAACGGUAUCACAUUAGUUAAUCAGCGGAAUACGGACGGUAAAGUUCCAAUCUUGCAUUAGUUAAUCGAAGGAAGUCGGAGUUUCCCCUGAAAAUGAACUAUUACGUUCCGAUUCAGCAAAAUGAAACGUGUGAUAAACCUUAAAACAAUGUCGCAGCCGCGUCAUACUCCGCGCAUUUUGGGGAGGAGAUUUGCUUUGACGGCUACAUUCUACAAAUAUUUGGAUAUGGGAAUCAGUGUGGGACUUGAGCCUUUUGUAGAGAUGAUUCUUGGUGACAACAAGGGCAAUGAGAUACCGCUGUCACGUGAUACCUGGGUAAUAAUGACUGAGAAACGGACGGAUAUCGAGCAACUCCUGCAGUCGGCAACCGCUACGUCAUUGUGGAUUAAUCAUCUUUUCAUCAAAAUCGUUAAAAUACGUAACAAGAGUAUCAUAAAAUUCACUUUAAAUAACAAAAUUAUGUACAUAAAACCAUCGACUGUACAAUUUUUACUAAAUCUUGAAAAUGUUAUCAAUAAUGCAUAUUUUAAAUUAUGGGAUGAUAUGCAUAUAGUAAAAGAACGAUAUAAUCAAUUUGUAAACUGUUUGCGGCGAAAUAAUAUUCAUAACAAGUGCGAUGCAGUCAAAUUGUUAAAUAAAAUAUGUGAAAAAACUUCGCUCGUAAAUUGCGAACUGAUGGCUUAUGCAUCAGACAAUAUUGUAUACGACGCGUUACAAAAGGAAUAAAUGAAAAAAAUUAUAAAUAA